Molecule: messenger RNA, 3547 nt
Organism: Prunus avium (sweet cherry)
Lineage: Eukaryota; Viridiplantae; Streptophyta; Magnoliopsida; Rosales; Rosaceae
Source: RefSeq, a predicted model, not a curated record
UCAGUCCUUCAAGGCCUACUCUAUCUUUCUCUGUCCAUAAAAAGCUGCUGUAAGCACCAAUACUCUCCUCACAAACCUAUCUUUCAUACACACACAUUCGUACGGUACCUCUUCAUUCAAAAGCUCUCAUUUUGGGCACUGUUUUCCUCUUCAAAUGUGGAAAGGUUUCCAAUAGAAAAUUAAUUGAUGAAUAUGUUAUUCCCUCGACUUUUUCUUCAUCCUCUCUUGGUGGUUUGCUUUGCAAAUUUUGCUUUUGGAGCUACUCGAUUGCCACCAGAUGAAGUACAAACUUUAGCUGACAUAGCAAAGACAUUGGGGAAGCCGAGUUGGAAUUUCGGUGAUGCAGAUCCAUGCAACAAUAAUACAAAACCAUGGAGUACUGAUACAACUCCAGCCGAAGGAUUUGAGUAUGGCGUCACCUGUGAUUGUUCCUUUGCCAAUUCCACUGUCUGCCAUAUUACCAGCAUAGUUAUGAAAACUCUGGAUUUGCCAGGAACACUCCCAGUAGAGAUGGCCAGGCUCACCUAUCUCGAAGAAAUCGACCUCACCCUCAACUACCUGAGUGGUACCAUCCCUCUAGAAUGGGGCUCCCUUCCACUUGUCAACAUUUCCCUUACUGCAAACCGUUUGACCGGUUCUAUUCCCAAAGAGCUUGGAAACAUCACCACCCUGAAGAGUUUGGACAUCAGUAUGAAUAAUUUCUAUGGAGUGCUCCCUUGGCAGCUUGGGAAUUUUCCCCUCAUAGAAAGAAUGCUUCUUACCUCAAAUAAUUUUACUGGGGAGUUGCCAGAUACAUUUGGAAAUCUUACCACACUAAAAGACUUCCGGGUGGGUGACAGUCACUUUUCUGGGCAGAUACCUGAUUUUAUAAAGAACUGGACAAAUCUUGAGAAACUACUGAUUCAGGCUAGUGGUUUGACGGGGCCAAUUCCUUCCGGCAUUUCUCAUUUGACAAAUUUAACUGACUUGAGAAUUACUGACUUGAGUGGGCCUGAAGCACCCUUUCCUCCACUUGAGAAUAUGAAAAGCAUGAAGACACUGAUGUUGAGGAGUUGCAAUAUUGUUGGACCGCUACCUACAUAUCUCGGGGACCUGACGAAGUUGAAAACUUUAGACCUCAGCUUUAACAAGCUAAACGGGACAAUUCCAAGCAACUUUGAUGCUCUAGCCUACGUGGAUAAUAUAUUCUUAACUGGAAACUUGCUGACUGGACCCGUGCCUACUUGGACGAAAGAAAACUUUGAUCUUUCAUAUAAUAACUUCACCAUAGGGGACAAAGGUUGUCAAUCACAAGGCGGCUUGAACUUGUUUGCAAGCUCUUCAAAGGGCAAUAGUUCAAAAACUGUUUCAUGUUUGGGAAUUCAAUGUCCAAAAACUUGGUACUCUCUCGGUAUAAAUUGUGGUGGAGAACCAGUAACUGUUUAUGGGGAAAAAGAUAAAACAUUUGAUGGUGACACAGAUGAAGUUGGACCUUCAUCAUUCCGCCAGAGCUCAACAAAUUGGGCUUUAAGCAGCACUGGUUUCUUUCCUGAUAAUGCCCGUUCUCAAGACAACUUUACUAAUGUUGGGGACACCUUUAUUUAUAAAUUGACCAACGAAAUACCCGCUAUGGCCAAUCCACAACUGUACAGGGAUGCACGCCUUUCUCCCAUCUCUCUAACUUAUUAUGGGUUUUGUCUGGCAAAUGGAAAAUACACCGUAAACCUCCAUUUUGCAGAGACAGUGUUUACAAAUGGCCAAACAUAUAAAAGCCUAGGAAGGCGUAUAUUUGAUGUUUACAUUCAGGGGAGACUAGUGCAGGAGGAUUUCAAUAUUGUGGAUGCAGCUGGUGGGAUUAGUACUCCAGUCAUAAUGAACUAUACUGCUGCUGUAACUAGUGGUACCUUGGAGAUCCGUUUUUAUUGGGCUGGGAAAGGGACGACCGGUAUCCCUCUUACAGGAGUUUAUGGUCCUCUUAUAUCAGCUAUUUCGGCAGAUCCUGCAGACUUUGAAGCCCCAACCCCAACCCCACCCCCACCAGAAGUUGCAAGUAGCACAUCACCUGGUGGAAUUGUAGGUGCAGUAGUGGGAAUUGUGGCUGGAGGAGUCUUCAUUAUAUUACUGGUUUUUGGUAUUCUUUGGAGGAGAGGCCUCUUAGGACAACAAAAUACUUUGGAAGAUGAUUUAAAGGGCGUGGACCUGCAAACUGGUAAAUUUACCUUCAGGCAACUUAAAGAUGCCACAAACAACUUUGACAAAGCCAAUAAGAUUGGAGAAGGUGGUUUUGGUUCUGUUUACAAGGGCCUUCUAUCAGAUGGCACCGUAAUUGCUGUCAAGCAGCUUUCUUCCAAAUCAAAGCAAGGGAAUCGUGAAUUUGUGAAUGAGAUAGGCAUGAUUUCUGCUCUGCAACACCCUCAUCUUGUCAAGCUUCACGGAUGCUGUAUUGAAGGAAAUCAACUAUUGCUUGUCUAUGAGUACAUGGAAAAUAAUAACCUUGCUCGUGCUUUGUUUGGGCCAGAAGAAAGUCAGUUGAAGUUGGAUUGGCCAACAAGGCACAAGAUCUGUGUUGGUAUAGCUAGAGGUUUGGCUUACCUCCACGAGGAAUCAAGAUUGAAGGUCGUUCAUAGAGACAUCAAGGCUACUAAUGUGCUGCUUGAUAAAAAUCUUACCCCAAAGAUAUCUGACUUUGGAUUGGCCAAGCUUGAUGAAGAGGAUAAGACACACAUUAGCACCCGUAUUGCUGGAACUUAUGGAUAUAUGGCACCCGAAUAUGCAAUGCGGGGUUAUCUGACUGACAAAGCAGAUGUUUAUAGCUUUGGAAUUCUUGUAUUGGAAAUUGCUAGUGGGAGGAACAACACCAGUUACCGUUCAAAGGAAGAAAGCUUUUAUCUUCUUGAUUCGGCACAUCUACUGAAAGAGCAAGGGAAUUUGAUGGACCUAGUGGAUCCAAGGUUGGGCUCAGACUUCAACAAAGAAGAGAUGAUGCGUACAAUCAAUGUGGCUCUCCUUUGCUGCAAUGCUACUUCAACAAUUAGGCCUACCAUGUCUUCAGUUGUGAGCAUGCUUGAAGGCAGGACUGCUGUUCAGAUAUUGGUCUCAGAUCCAAAUGCAUCAAAUAAUGAGAUGGAAGCAAUGAUGAAACAUUUUGAAUCCAUUUUGGUCUCAGAAACAAAUGCAUCAAGUCAAGGUCCCUUGACCGGUUCAUCUACAUCUGUUCAUGAUCUCUAUCCAGUCAUUCUUGAUUCAAGUUACUGGGAGAACAGAAAUGAGAGAAACUGAGCAAACUGUCUUGACUCUACAUUUCGGUUCAUAUAUCAUCUCUACUCCCUCUCUAUAUAGUAGAUCUAUAUAUACACACACAUAUAUGAUAUAUGUAUAUUUUGUUUAGCAAGAUAGCUGAAAGAAUGUGAAGGAAGUUGAGGUUUCACCCCAAAACCAAUUGGCAAUGGGGGGAGUGGCCCAACUCCUUAUAAACCCAGGCUUGGUCCCUUAACUUUUCAAUGUGGGACAAAUACUUUCAACAGAAUGAAUGAUCCCAAUUGAUUGGCCACUUGCAAAAGCAGUGGGA